This is a messenger RNA of Pogona vitticeps (central bearded dragon), 4167 nucleotides long. The record is from RefSeq and is a predicted model, not a curated record. Lineage: Eukaryota; Metazoa; Chordata; Lepidosauria; Squamata; Agamidae.
CAAGUAGAUAGCAAAAUGCACAGGAGCUGUGGAAAUGCCAACUCAGUGACUCUGCCAGAGACAUUAUUGUUUGUCUCGACACUUGAUGGGAGUUUUCAUGCUGUUAGCAAGAGGACGGGGUCAAUUAAGUGGACGUUAAAAGAAGAUCCUGUACUUCAGGUGCCCUUACAAAUGGAAGAUCCUAGACCAGCAUUUCUUCCGGAUCCGAACGAUGGAAGUCUGUACACCCUUGGCGGCCAGAAUAAUGAAGGCCUGACUAAACUGCCAUUCACCAUCCCUGAGCUAGUCCACGCGUCCCCUUGCCGGAGCUCGGAUGGCAUUCUGUACAUGGGGAAGAAACAGGAUAGCUGGUAUGUGGUUGACCUCGCAACAGGGGAGAAACAGCAGACUUUAACCUCUUCAUUUGCUGAAAGCUUGUGUCCAUCUACAUCUCUCCUGUAUCUUGGCCGAACAGAAUAUACCAUCACGAUGUAUGAUACCAAGAGUAAGGAGCUCCGCUGGAAUGCCACUUACUUUAACUACGCAGCCACACUGCCUGAUGAUGAAGUGCAAUAUAAAAUGUCCCAUUUUGCAUCCAAUGGUGAUGGACUGGUGGUAACUGUGGAUAGCGAGUCAGGGGACGUCUUGUGGAUCCAGAAUUACGGUUCCCCCGUGGUAGCUUUUUAUAUCUGGCAGCGAGAAGGAUUGUGGAAAGUUAUGCACACAAAUGUCGGAAUAGAAACACUGCCUUACUUGACAUUCCUGUCCGGUGAGGCUGGACGCAUCACUAAGUGGAAGUAUCCAUUUCCAAAAGAGACAGAAGCCAAAAACAAAUUAUUGCCCACCCUCUAUGUAGGCAAACAUUCCACAGGCUUGUAUGCCUCACCCUCCAUGGUUCACGAAGGCGUGGCUAUUAUGCCCAGAGGAAGUCCCAUACCUCUAAUAGAGGGUCCAAAAACUCAUGGUGUUACCAUUGAAGAGUGUGUUAUUACCCCAAGUACUGAUUUGAAGUUUCCAUCUGAAUUUAAACAAAAGAACAGUCUCCGCUAUUUGAGGAACCACUGGCUUUUAAUAGGUCACCAUGAAACACCACUGUCAGCCUCAACAAAAAUCCUUGAGAAAUUUCCACGGAAUUUGCCAAGACGGCAUGAAAAUGUGAUCCCUGCAGAAUCAGACAAAGCUGCUUUUGAAGAGGCAAUUGACAUCACUGGGAAUUCUGCGAAAAACAUGCCUCCUUCCAUGCCAGAAAACGCCGGAGAGCCACUUAGCCAAACUGCAGCCCGACCAGAGACGCCUGUCGAUUCCAUACUGAAGGAUGUGGCCACAGUUGUCCUGAGCACGGUCUUACUAGUUGGUUGGGUGGCCCUUGUCAUCACAUAUCCAAUGAGUGUACAUCAUCAGCAACAGCGCCAACAUCAGCAGUUCCAGAGGCAGCUGGAGGAGAAGAUCCAGUUGCUGAAGCAGCAGCCCUUCAGUCCUCCCACCGACCUGCCCCCGGAAGGAGAGUUCUUGGAUGGCUCCUGUGUCCGGCCAGAGGGCUCAGCCACGAGCUCCCCAAACACGUCCCCCAAAGCCUCAAACCACUCUGCCUGUUCCAAUGUCUCUGCCUCGGACGUCGGGAGCUGCCUUUCCACUGAGCAGGAAGAAGGUGGGGAUGAUGCUGCAAGAUUCUGCCUGUAUCAAAUAACGUCUCUGCCUAUUAACAUCUGCAGGGGGACUUUUGACAACCGAGAUGUCGCUGUGAAGAGGAUUCUUCCUGAGUGUUUUAGCUUUGCUGACCGGGAGGUGCAGCUGUUGCGAGAAUCCGAUGAACACCCAAAUGUGAUCCGCUAUUUCUGCACAGAAAAGGACCGGCAGUUCCAGUACAUUGCCCUGGAGCUCUGUGCGGCCACUUUGCAAGAGUACGUGGAACAGAAAGACUUCCAUCAUCAUGGUUUGCAACCUAUUGUCCUUUUGCAGCAGACAAUGUCUGGUCUGGCUUAUCUGCAUUCCCUUAAUAUUGUCCACAGAGACCUGAAGCCCCACAACAUCCUCAUCUCGAUGCCUAACGCCCACGGCAAGGUCAAAGCCAUGAUUUCCGACUUUGGCCUGUGUAAGAAGCUUGCAGUAGGCAGGCACAGUUUCAGCCGGAGAUCGGGAGUCCCAGGCACCGAAGGCUGGAUAGCUCCAGAGAUACUAAGCGAGGACUCCAAAGAGAACCCGACCCACACCGUGGAUAUUUUUUCAGCUGGCUGUGUCUUCUUCUAUGUGAUCUCUGAAGGCAGCCACCCUUUUGGCAAAUCCCUGCAGCGGCAAGCCAACAUUUUGCUGGGUGCCUACAGCCUGGACUACCUAAAUCCAGAGAAGCAUGAAGACAUCGUUGCUCGAGAUUUAAUAGAACAGAUGAUAAGUACAGAUCCUCAGAAGCGUCCUUUGGCUAACUGUGUGUUAAAGCACCCGUUUUUCUGGAGUUUAGAGAAGCAGCUCCAGUUUUUCCAGGACGUGAGUGACCGAAUAGAGAAAGAAUCUUUAGAUGGCCCAAUAGUCAAGGAGCUUGAAAGAGGAGGAAGAGCAGUGGUGAACAUGGACUGGAGAGAGCACAUCACGGUCCCUCUACAAACAGAUCUUCGAAAGUUCCGAUCCUAUAAAGGGGGCUCAGUAAGAGAUCUGUUGCGGGCAAUGAGGAACAAGAAACACCAUUAUAGAGAACUGCCCCCUGAGGUGCAGGAGACACUGGGAUCUGUCCCAGAUGAUUUUGUACGUUACUUUACACAGCGUUUCCCUCACCUGCUUCUGCACACCUACCACGCCAUGCGAAUCUGCUGCCAGGAGAGACUCUUUCAGCCUUACUACAUGCAGGACUCUGAGGAGCAGGUUUUGCCUGGCGACGCUGUGUGAGACCUUGAGAGGCCAUGUUCUUUGCACAUUCAGGGACUGUGAAACAGGCCUGUCCUUAGCAGGGUGACUGGAGGAAUUGCCAAAGAGCAAGAAGCCUCUUUGGGAAAUCUAGACUUACCCAAUGUGCCUUGUACUCCUCCCUGCUCUGACUCAGGAAGAGGACCCCUGGUUGGAAUCCAAGGAAGAAGACGCGGUCACUUGCACAUAGCUUUAUAUGGCAGAAGAGAGGAGCAAGCAAAAGGCACCCCUUAACAAAGAAAAGCAAAGUGGAGUAGCCUGUAGCUUGGCUACAAGUAUCGUUAUGAUAGCAAAUGCCUCUACUGCGUACUCUUUUUAUGCUGGCUUUCAGGCAACCUUCCUGCACAGAAUCAGUUCGUUAUUUAAAAAUUGACUGAAAGAAACCCUAACAUUGCCAAGCACCUUCUGGGGCUCAGGAAGGGCCCUUCUAACCGUAAACAUUUCCGUCCCACUCUUGCCCCAAUGCCAUGUUGUGCACUUCAAGCAGUCACAGGAAUGGCUGCUUUUCUGAAAGGGAUAAGGCAGGUUAUACAUGCCAGGCCCAACCACAGAAAUGGAGCAAUUACAUGGAAAGGUAUAGACCUUCGAAUAUUAGUCUCCAAAUAUUUUUGUAAAGGCUUACAGCUGUCCUUGAAAUUGUUAACUGGAAAUACCAAUGCAAAGUCUACGGCCUGACAGAGGUGUAAUACUGCACUUCUUUAUAUAUAUUUUUUAAAACAACACAUGGAUCCAGAUAUUUAUGGAGCAAAGUUUGCCUCUGGUUACAGUACUGGAAAUCUCUUGGGGUUUGGGCGGGGCGGGGGGGGGAAUUGUUCAGAUGUCCUUUCUGGUUUCUUCACAAGGAUGUGUCACGUGGAAUCUUGAAGGAUGAUUCCUACACUCGUGGGAGGACAGGCCGCUGGGAGGUUGUGAACCUUCCUUUUGGCCUGUGGGAGAAUGAGAUCUGUCCAGACCGGCCCUGCCUGGAUGACAGGGGAGAGCUCCUUGCGGUUUUGCCAGGAAAUAAAAAAGAAGCACUAAGCAGCACCUGCGAUCCACAGGAUGCAAAGCUGCUGCUCCCCGCCCCCCCCCCACGUGACCCCAGAGAGGGGGAUAAAGUGUGCCGGCUCUGGCACUAGUAUAUUUAUUUUCCCCUCUCAUUUACACCAGUGGGGAGGGAGAAAUGUAGAAGAGUAACAAGGAGGUUUCUAAAAAGUGGAGAGGGGGCGGCAAAAUACAUAUCACUUUUGCCAUGGCUAGUAUGCCCUCAAGCAGAGCUUAGAAAAGGACCGUUCCUCCACCACAGAAAGUCCC